Gaeumannomyces tritici R3-111a-1 is the source of this 567-nucleotide messenger RNA. RefSeq lists its product as hypothetical. Lineage: Eukaryota; Fungi; Ascomycota; Sordariomycetes; Magnaporthales; Magnaporthaceae. The record is from RefSeq and is a predicted model, not a curated record. The transcript is spliced from 2 exons. Bases 1 to 567 code for a protein of 188 amino acids.
AUGCAAGCCGACGAUCCUCAGCCGCCAUUAUGUCGAGCUGCGGGUCUGCUUCUGGCCAUGGACAGCCAUGGACACAAGGGCCGUGACGCCAGGUUCGAAAAGGCAGCGGCGGACGCAAACUACCAACAAAUCAACGUCUCGUGGCGACGCGACAACACCCCUCGAACCCGGAGGUUAUCAGAUGACAGCCGCGUGCCUGCAUGUUUUACUCUCCGCACCUUGGCUCUUCACAUGGCCCAACGUUGCAGCCGCGGGGGGCGAGACAAGACACGACCGCUGCAGACCGUCCACAUACACGAGGGCUACACCCCCUCACGCGAGCCGGAGCCGGUUCGGCAACCUGGUCGCCCAGCAGACGACCCGCUGCCGAUCACCUCGCCUUGGCCUCCAGUCUUCUCCGGUCCAGGCAGGUGUCGCACCGCCGCCGCAACCACCCUUUAUGGUCUUCAUAUAAGUGUUGGCGUCACGCGGCGGUUGGGCCAUGGUUUGCUCGACGCGGAUUGGCCCACGGGCCGGGGAGAGGGCACGUCUUGUCGACGGCGCGACGCACCACGCGACCGUGAGUAA